Molecule: messenger RNA, 463 nt
Organism: Camellia sinensis
Lineage: Eukaryota; Viridiplantae; Streptophyta; Magnoliopsida; Ericales; Theaceae
Source: RefSeq, a predicted model, not a curated record
UCUGCUAUUUUGAAGACAUUGAUUGGUUAAUUCACUCUCUAUCAAGUUAUGAUUGCAUAGUGCCCAAUAUGUGGAGUAGAGCAUACCAGUGCUGGGGAAAAGAGAACAGAGAAGCACCCCUGAGAACCGCAUGCCCACCUGGGGUUCCAAAUGGUAUUGUGAGCAACUUUGAGAUUAAAGCAUUUGAUGGGUGUGCAAAUCCACACUUGAGGCUGGCUGUUAUAAUUGUUGCUGGGAUUGAUGGCCUUUAUAGACAUCUGAGUUUGCCCGAACCCAUUGGAUUUUCAUCAUUUCUCUAUGACUAUAGACGGUGAUAAGCUUUUGUGGUCGUGGAACAACUAAUUGUUUAGGGCAUGUUGCUCUUGUAACUGAACUAGUGAAGAGGUGGUGCGAGAGAAAGACAAAGUUGAAGUCGUCAUAGAGUUCUAACUCAUACAAUGUUGAACUAAUUUGAUCUUGUUUU